Molecule: messenger RNA, 2069 nt
Organism: Myxocyprinus asiaticus (Chinese sucker)
Lineage: Eukaryota; Metazoa; Chordata; Actinopteri; Cypriniformes; Catostomidae
Product: BLOC-1-related complex subunit 7
Exons: 5
Coding region: 39-350 (103 amino acids)
Cellular component (GO): BORC complex
Source: RefSeq, a predicted model, not a curated record
UUUACAUUGUCCCUCGCGUGCUUCCGUAGUAAACAGUGAUGGCUUCUUCCGAGACACAACCUCGCUUCGGUCAAUCUGUGAAAGGUUUAUUGUCAGAUAAAGUCAGUUCUUGCAGUGGAGAUGUGAUCGCUCUAACCCGCCAAGUGUUAAAGGGAUCCCGGAGCCAAGAACUACUCAGUCAGGCAGCGAGAAAUAUGGUUAUUCAAGAAGAUGCAAUUUUGCACUCUGAAGAUAGUCUUCGGAAAAUGUCUAUUAUAACAACACACUUGCAAUAUCAGCAAGAAGCCAUUCAAAAGAAUAUAGAACACUCAAAAAACCUGCAGGACCAGCUAAGACAUUUGAUGAAAUAAUAAAGCUGUGGACAAAGCUUCCAUCUUUGAUUUUUCAUUGAUUUUCAGUUAUAGAUACAAACAUUGUAAAGUGUACAUGGCUCAUAUUGCAUAGUAGUUACUCUUUCAAAAGGUGCACAGACCAACCUCCUCCUGUGCUCUUGUGACCUGCUCUUGGAUGGCUCUUGCAAAACAGCUGCAAGACCUUUGAGUGAAGGCUUUUCUGUUGGAGAUUGUUUCCAGUCUUCAUAUUUGUCUUUUUGUAAUAAUGUUUUUGUCUCAUUUUUUAAGCAUUGAUUUAAAAGAACAUUUGAUUUUUUUUUUUCUUGUUUUAAAGAAGUUCUCUAUAUGCCAAAUAUACUGUAUGUUGUUGUUAAAUUAUGUAUGUCUUGUUUUAUGAUGUUUUUGUUGUGCCAUAUAUUGACUUAAAUAUAUUUGUAUACAAUUUCACUCAAAACAAUUAAUUAAGAAAGGAUAUCUUUUGGUCUAAGCUUUGUUCAGCUUCAUUAAAUUUAUGUGGACAAGCAAGGCAAAUGGAAGAAACACAAGUCCUUUGUGGAAAGUGCAGCACAGGAAUACAUGAUAAAGUGAAUCCAACAUUCAGUAUCAGCAACUCCUCUGCAAGGGCAAGCAGAUGGAUGUCCUAGAGCGAGGCCUUGAGCAUAACUCUUCAGGAUUCCAAUACAAAGUUUUGACUUACAGUAUGUCUGUAAGACAUGUGUGCAUGUACUUUUACAUGACAGUCAAAAUAUAAGCGUGAGGAUAUAAGUCUACACUUGUUUCGUUGUAACACAUCAGAUGGAAUCAGUUACAUUUAUGAUAUCUUUAUAAUAAAACUUUUCCAUAAUGACAACAGGCAAUUAUGAAAAACAAUCUUGCAAAAUUGUUUCAUGUGCAGCAGAUCAACAGCUAAUAAAUUCCAAACAUUUAUUUUGAGUGCUUAAUAAUUGGUCUUGCACUCUGCACGUCAGACCAUUCAAACUCACAAGAUCAAGGGAGCUAGUAAUGCAAACCUUGAGCUGAAAAUAAUGUUCUGUACCUCCUUAGUUCCACUUAUCAGUGCCCAAGGUCUCUAAUAAUGCACUCUUACAACCUACAAAGAGAUUGUGAAAAAGCAAGUGUUGAGUUAAGCAUUAGUAUUACUCUGUGUUAUUCAAAAAAGAUUAUUCCUUAUGACUUAAAACAUCCAAAAUAUGAAUAUUCUUUUUUUUUUUUCUUUUCUUCUGUUGAGUACUAUGUGGAACAUUAACAGCUUUCUUGUGGGAAGUGAUUUUUCCUUUUUCAGUUUGUAUAUCACAUUGAUUUUUGCUUAAUUUUGUAAAUAUAUUUAAAAAAGUAAUUUAGGUUUAGAAAGUUGGCAUUGAGAGUUGCAGUGUGCAUCUAAUGUAAAGAAAUGUCUCUAAUUAUAACUAAUUGUAUAGAAAAUUAUAAAUAUUUAGAGAAUUACGCAUGGUUGUAAUGCUCUUGUGUCCUUUAAACCUGCAACGUCUUCAUGCACACAUUUAUUUGCCUCAUAAUUGUAAUGUGUACUGCACGACUACAUGCGAACAUACCUAUAUAUGUAAUGCGUAUAUGUUCUGUACAGUAAGCACAUAUCAUGACUGUUGUGAAUCCAUAUUUUUUUUUAUAAAAUUGCCCAAUGUGACAAUAUCAAGAAGGGCAGUCCAUAUCUGUCCAGAAGUACUAUUUAAAGGGUUUUGGCUCCCUCUACAGGCAAAAAGUAGCCAGACAAAUGAACUA